UCGCUAACGGUCGUCGGUCGCGUGAACUUUGGCCACGAAACGCGCUCGUCAAGAGUCGUACACAAUGGUAUGUACUGCCGAUGUAAACRUGGCGUGAUACACCCGGCUGGCUUUUUUURWAUUUUUUUUGUUUGGUCGGGAGGGUUGAUAUUUGGAGAUUAGAAACACGCAAGCUCGCGAACCUUUGCCACUGACGUCGUGCAGAUCGGAACCAUUCCUCGGACUGGUAUAGUGGCGUCAACCUAAACGAAACGAUAAUAAUAAUAAACUCAUAUGAAAUUACUACCACUCACGUGGUCGCCGAUUUUGUAGCCGUACGAUUAUUUGUUGUACAUGUAAGACCGGUGACGACGAAGACGACUUGCCGAUCGACGAAAGGCUGCGGUUGUGUGCGUGCACGUGCGUGCAGUGCAAGCAGAUCGCAAUCCGCACCACAAUAUAACAUAACCACAGAUUUGAAAUAAUAUUAAUGAUCAUUCCGUUUUCCGACAAGCCGGCGAAUCCGGAAGCUUAACGAGGCUGCAGUGGCCUGCCAAUACACAGGCACGGAGACUGUGAUACACGUGCGUUUCACUCUCGGCACGUGAUACUAUUAUAUAUAUUAUUACUAUCGGUGUUCCGAUGGGGUGGACGUUACAACAGCCCAGGUCCCGUCAUUUGUUAUUGCUAUUCAUAACGUUCGUGUCAUGCAUCACGGUCGUGUUCAUCUCCAAGUCAGAUACCAGAGAUUUAUACGAUCACAGUUCGGUGACGUACAAGAUGGCGGAAAUGGAAAUGCGCGUGGAUCACUUAACCAGAUUGUAUGAGCUGAAAGACAAAGACGUCCAGCAACUAAUAAAGCAUUUCAGCUUGGUUCUCAAAACGAUCGUKAAGUCACUGAACGUUUCUGUUUCUGAAGACAUAGAAUCCUUAAUGGCAGCUUACAACAAGUCCGUUGAAAUGRUCAGGUCACCGAUGGCACAUUUUGAUGUGUACACAUUCCUACCCCAUCUACGUUCCCACGAGAAUUAUUUGAGGCCUUUGAUAUUGCAUUCCGGAGGCAGAAAUUCAGUGUCAAUGGUAUUUGGAAUUCCUACUGUUCGUCGCCAACAACAGACUUACUUGAUACAGACAUUGAUUAACAUCAUAAGCAAUAUGAAUCAAACUGAACAGAAAGAUUCGUUAAUAGUAGUUAUGAUUGGCGAAAUCGAUCAGGAAUACACGCAACAAGUAACUGUGGAAAUCAAAAAUCGGUUACCGGAAGCAAUGAACUCGGGUCUCGUAGACAUAAUCGCUCCAUCCCCAGAGUACUAUCCAGAUUUCAACAAGCUUCGCAUUACACUCGGUGACUCCGAAGACCGGGUCCGAUGGAGGAGCAAACAAAAUUUAGACUAUGUUUUCUUGAUGAUGUACUGCCAACCGAAAGGAUCGUUUUAUGUCCAACUCGAAGACGAUGUAGUCGCAAAGCCUCAAUUCCACACAAUUAUGAAAAAAACAGCUUUGCAGAGAAUAGCCGACGGACAAGAAUGGUUCAUAUUAGACUUUUGUCGACUAGGUUUUAUUGGCAAAAUGUUGAGAUGUUCAGAUUUACCGUGGCUGAUACAAUUCAUCGUGAUGUUUUAUAACGAUAAGCCGGGGGAUUGGCUUCUUGACGGAAUGAUGGAGACAAAAGCUUGUAAUCUUGAAAAAGAUCUCAGAGAUUGUCAAAAACGAAAAGACGAAAUAUGGGUAACAUUCAGGCCGUCUCUUUUUCAACAUAUUGGAACCAGGUCAUCAUUGAAUGGCAAAAUUCAACUGUUGAAGGACGGUCUUUUCAAGAAAAGUGUCAAUGUAAAACGCAUAAAUAAGAUCAAAGGAAAAUGACCUAUGGCAAGGUACAGGUUACCUGUAGCGAAAAUCAAAAAAGAUUACAUCAAACGAUGAUGAUAUAAAAAUAAAAAUGAAUCGUCUGUGAUUGCUCGAGUGAAA
Diuraphis noxia (Russian wheat aphid) is the source of this 1947-nucleotide messenger RNA. It is a transcript of the gene Mgat4a, whose product is annotated as alpha-1,3-mannosyl-glycoprotein 4-beta-N-acetylglucosaminyltransferase a. Lineage: Eukaryota; Metazoa; Arthropoda; Insecta; Hemiptera; Aphididae. Gene Ontology annotation, cellular component: Golgi stack; endoplasmic reticulum-Golgi intermediate compartment; endoplasmic reticulum. The record is from RefSeq and is a predicted model, not a curated record. Gene Ontology annotation, biological process: protein N-linked glycosylation. Gene Ontology annotation, molecular function: acetylglucosaminyltransferase activity.